This is a messenger RNA of Brassica napus (rape), 2079 nucleotides long. Its product is annotated as serine/threonine-protein kinase CTR1-like. Gene Ontology annotation, biological process: protein phosphorylation. Lineage: Eukaryota; Viridiplantae; Streptophyta; Magnoliopsida; Brassicales; Brassicaceae. Gene Ontology annotation, molecular function: protein kinase activity; ATP binding. The record is from RefSeq and is a predicted model, not a curated record. The coding region runs from base 56 to 2050 and encodes 664 amino acids. The transcript has 11 exons.
GGUACUAGAAGUUUGAUUCUCAAUAUUUUUGUUAGUCUUUUCUUGAGUGAGCCAUAUGGUUGAGAAGCUUUAUGUGAUUUUAGACCUGAGAGAGAUGGCAAGAAAUGAAAACCUGAGCCAGACGGGAACAGAAGAUGCAGUAAAUGAUGAUGUACCAUCAGAAUCAGAAUCAGAAUCAGAAUCUCCAAUUCCAACUCCAAGGCCGUCAGAAGUUUUAGAGACUCCCAGUUUAGCUUCUGUUGGAUUACAUUGUAGUAAUGAAGAAUUGCCAAGAAAUGGUGUUAUACAUGAGAUGUCAUGUUAUGGAGCAUCAAACAUUCUUUGGAGUACUGGCUCGUUUUCUGAACCCAUCCCAAAUGGUUUUUACUCUGUGAUCCUGGAUGAUAGAUUUAACCUUUUUAAAAGCAUUCCUACACUGGAGGAACUUCGUGCUUUAGGUGAUGAAGGUCUAAAAGCUGAUGUGAUUGUUGUAGAUUUGGACAAAGAUAACAAGAUUAAGAGGCUAAAGAAGUUGGCCAUUGUUCUAGUACGCUCGAAUCCAGCCAAAGCUGUUAAGAUCAUUGGUGAUCUGGUAAGAAUACCAAAUAAAAUAUAUAUCAUCACAUUUGCUUGUGCCACUAACUGUGGCUCAUGCAAUAAAAAUUUGAUUAUGAAUACGAAUUCUGCUAUUCAGGUUGGUUUGGUUCAGAUAAUUAAACUUAAAGCGAGAGAUUUUUAUAAACUAGCAGCUUCAAGGAGUACUUCAAAAACUAGACAACCACUUGGAAGUUAUGGUUUUCCACUACUAGGACAGAUCAGUCAUGGCUCUUGCCAUGCUCAAGCCAUCUUGUUUAAAGUUCUAGCUGAUGCUGUUAAGCUUAAAAGCAAACUUGUAAAGGGUUGUCCUAGUAAUCUGAACUCUUCUGCUACUGUCGACUCACAAAAUCAUAUGUCUGUUGUGGUUAUGAUCAAUUCUGUGGAAAUACUGGCUCCUAUUUCAGUUGCUGGGAAAUGCUCUUGUCAUUCACCAUUGGAGCCAAAUAGCCCUAUGAACCGAAUAGACCGUGCAAGGUCAGACAGCAUAUGUUUGAUGUGUGACUGUGUCUAUAUAUGGUAUUACAGGUCAGUGGGAGAUGUAAAUGAAUACUUGAUACAGACUCUCUUCUCAAAAGAGCAAGGUGAUAAUGACAGCACUGAGAGCAAUGAUAUCCACAUCUGGAAUGAAGUACUAGCAUCGCCAAUGUUCCAGAACAAACCUUUGUUACCAAAUGAAGAAUGCAUCAUAGAUUUCUCCACUUUGGAACUUGGGACUCGUGUUGGAAGAGGUUGUUCUGCAAAAGUCUUUUGUGGCACUUGGAAUGAAACAGAAGUUGCGGUCAAGAUCUUUAAAGAUCAAGCAGUCACAGUUGAGAACAUCAAAGACUUCUGCAAUGAGAUAUUCAUUCUUAGCCGUCUUCAACAUCCCAAUGUUAUUCUGUUUCAUGGAGUCUGCGUAAAGCCUCCUCAGUUAGCACUGGUCACAGAGUAUGUGGAUAAAGGUUCCUUGUAUCAUUUGCUCCAUUGGACUGAUGAAAUCAAGAACUUAAGCUGGCGUGAGAAGAUAAAUAUAUUGCAUGACAUAUGCAGGGGUUUAAUGUGCAUCCAUGGGAUGGGGAUAGUCCACAGAGAUCUAAAGAGUGGAAACUGCCUGUUAUGCAAUGAUGGGACAGUCAAGAUAUGUGACUUUGGUCUCUCAGUAAUGAUGGAAGGAACAACACUCAAUGACAUUGUACCUGCAGGAACACCAGAAUGGGUUGCUCCUGAAGCUUUCCGCAAUGAGCCCUUGUCGGAAAAAAGCGAUAUCUAUAGCUUUGGUGUUAUAAUGUGGGAGCUAUGCACUCUAACCAAGCCAUGGGAAGGAGUACCACAAGCAAAAGUUCUUAACAUCGUUGCAAAGGGAGCCCGGCUAGAUAUACCCGAAGGACCAUUAGCUAAUCUUAUUGAAGCUUGUUGGUCUGAAGAACCAGAGCAAAGACCAAGCUGUGAAGAGAUACUGACGUAUCUAGCAACCUGCGAGAAGUCUCUUCCCUGAACCUGUGUUAUCUUCUUGUUCUUUGUCUG